AUGAUAGUAAAUAAUUACAAAAAGCCCAAAAGAGUAUGCUUUAGUGUAUAUUAUAAUAAAGGAUUUUUCUAUGGUAAAAGGUACAAUUAUAAUGGUUAUAAUAGAUAUAAGAAUUAUUAUAACUAUUAUAAAUUACAAAAUUACAAAAAAAAUAAUCAUUACGAGCUAUAUAACAAGAGAAAAGAAACAUUCAGAAAGACUGGUUUAUUAAAAGGAAACUUUAAAAAAUCUAAAUUAGAAAUUGAAAAUAAAAAUAUAGAAACACAAGAAAAGAAAAAGGGAAUGAAUAAAAAAAAAUGUAUUAUAAAAAUACUUAAAAGGCCAACGGAAAUAAUGAAAAAUGAAGAAACAAUAAAUAAUGUGUGUGAUGAGAAAAAAGAAGAAAAUAAAGAAACCAAAGAAAAAAAAAAAAAAAACAAAAAAACAAAAACGGAAAAAAGCACAUCUGUAAAAAAAUCAAAAGAAGGCUUUAAAUUUUCUUCAACACAAGAACUUUUUAAUUUAUUAUUGAAAGAUGUUAAAGAAAAUUCUAUUGAAGAAAUAAUAUCAUCUAAUAAAGAGAUAGAAGAUAAAGAAAUUGAAAAUCAAAGGGAAUAUACAAAUAAGAGAAAUAAGAAUAUUAAAAUAGAUAAUACAAAAAAAGCAAAUAUUAUUAAUGAAUUAAAAGUGAUAGAAGAAAAAAAUAAUAUUAAAGACAAUUAUGAAAUUAAAAAAGACAUCAGAGAAAAUAAUUUUACUAGUGAUAAUGAAAAAUUUUUUUUAGAAUAUAUAAAUAAUGAAAAUGAUAAUAAUAAUAAUAAUGAAGAAAACACUACAAAAAAUUUUUACAUUUCAGUAAUUAAAAAUAUAAAUAAAAGAUACGAAAAUGAUUCCCUUUUAUUAAAUGACAAAAGUAACAAGAAUAAUUUUCCUAAUAAUAUAAACUUAGAAAAUAACAGUAAUAAAUCCGUAAAAAUGAUAAAAAAUUCUGAAAAAAAUUAUUAUAAUAAAAUACAUGACAAUUAUUUGAAACCUGUACCUUCGAAGUCAUUAUAUUCCUUAUCUUAUCCUAAUCUUUUAAAUCAUACAUCAAAAGAAGAAUUGUGUAAGAAUAAUAGUUUAAAAUAUGAAGAAACAAAAAAAUCAAAAAAAGAAGAGGAUGCAAAUUUAUUUGUAAUUCCAUUAUACAUGAGAUCACCAAAGCCUGAACAAAUUCCAAUACCAAUUUAUUUAUCAGAGGAUGGUGAUAAAAAUGCAAGUAAGGAAGAAAUUAAUUUAAAAGAUAAAGAAAAAAAUGAUAAAAAUAAAAGUAAUAUUGAUAUUAAUGUAAGGGAAAAUAUUAGUAAUGUAUAUAAAGAUAAGAUAACAAAUACAUAUAAUGGGAAAACAAGAAAUUGUACAAGAAAUUUAAAAGAAAUUCCAUAUGUAAACAUGAAUAAAGAAAAUUCUUUAAAUAUUCCAAAAAAUAUUACUGAGAAAAAAAAGAAAAAAACAUAUUUGAAUAGAAAUUUUGUUACUUUCAAUUUAGAGCAAAAAUCCAAAUUAAACUAUGAUUCUAUGAACUUCAAUAUGGGAAAUAUGAAAAAAAAUAAUCAAUUAUAUAACUCACAUUCCUAUAUGAAAACAUCAGGUUAUAAUGGGUAUAAUCAAAACAAGAAUGGAAAAAACUUUAAAGUAGAUAAAUUUUUUUAUAACAAGAAAUAUAAGGUUAAAACCAAUUUUAAUGAUAAUCAAAAAAAUAAAAAUUUUCAUUUUUUAAAAGAUGUAAAAAUUGCUGUAUAUUAA
Messenger RNA from Plasmodium gallinaceum, 1764 nucleotides. RefSeq names its product conserved Plasmodium protein, unknown function. The transcript has a single exon. Lineage: Eukaryota; Apicomplexa; Aconoidasida; Haemosporida; Plasmodiidae. The record is from RefSeq and is a predicted model, not a curated record. The coding region runs from base 1 to 1764 and encodes 587 amino acids.